AUGUCGCGCUCCUCGACCACCCUCUACGUCUCCGGCUUUGGUCCCGCAACCCGCGCCCGUGAUCUCGCCUACGAGUUCGAACGUUACGGCCGCCUGGUCCGCUGCGACAUUCCCGCUCCUCGCACCUCUUCCAGCAGACUUUUCGCCUUUGUCGAGUACGAGAGCCGUCGCGAUGCUGACGAUGCCUACCAUGAGAUGCACAACCGCCGCAUCAGUCGCAACGAGGAAUUGAAGAUCGAGUGGGCCAGAACCCCUCCCUCUGCUUCUUGGCGCUUCGAUGCCGGUCGUCCUCCUCGCGGUGAGCGUGGCGACCGUGGCGACCGUGGCGAUCGCGGUGACCGCCGUGACCGUUCUCCUCGUCGCCGUUCCGUCAGCCCUGCUCCGCGUUCCCGCCGUGGCGACCACUCUCCUCGCAAGGAAGACCGCCGUGAACGCGACUACGACCGCCGCGACCGCACCCGCAGCCCCGAAGACCGUGAGCGCGAGAGAGACCGCGAUGUCAGAGACCGUGACGACGACCGUGAGCGUGACACCAAGCGCGAUGAUGACCGCGAACGUGAGGAACGCCCCCGCGAGGAGCGUGAAGAUCGUGAGAGAGAAGAGCGCGAAGAGCGCGAAGAACGCGAGCCCAACGGCGAAGAACCCAAGGAACCCGCUGUGGAGAGUCCUCCUGCCGCCGCUGCCCACGACGACCUUGAUACCGCCGAGUAG
Messenger RNA from Aureobasidium uvarum, 711 nucleotides. Lineage: Eukaryota; Fungi; Ascomycota; Dothideomycetes; Dothideales; Saccotheciaceae. The record is from the annotation of a GenBank genome assembly.